AUGUGUAUGCAUAACCAUUUACCUGCAAGGCACACUCACAAACACGCCUAUACACAUGUUCCCACAUGCAGAUUCUACUUUACCGAGCAUAGACAUGGCUGUUCUACGGGGCGAGAGCAAGAGGGCAGGAGGAAAAUUCGCCCUAUUGUGUGGACGAACGUACUGGCUCAGCCGUCACACCUCUUGGAUAAAACCAGGAGAGCAGAUGUCACAGGGUCAACCUUCCAAUCCUGGAACGGUUUCCAAGCGAGUGCAAGUCAGCCAUUGGGUCAGGAUCUAGCUACUGGGGCAGUGGCCUCGAAGAGACCUGCACCUUAUUUGGACGCUAGGAUGAACCGUGUUGGAAAGCAGAUGCUGAAAUGGAGGGAAGAGGAGAUGCAAGAAGGUGGGCCGGAAGGAGAAGAAGAGGUGCAGGAGGCGGAGGAGGAGGAGGAAGAAUAUGAUGAGGAGGAAGACGAGGAAGACGAGGAAGAUCAAGAACAGGAAGAUGGACUAGUGGGGGAAAGAGGCUGGGCAGAGAAAAAGGCGCCUUUAAUGCGCCUCCUUCAUAACGCCCGAGAUGUGGAUUUUAGUUCCGCUCAGACCAGAAGCCUCAACUUAGUGGAUUCUGACAAAAUGAAAACGUCAGUCAAGAUUGCAUUCAAGGAAUCUACCAGGCCUGGGGCCUCCUUUGCCAGCUAUUCAACCCUCAGUGAUGGCACCUUCGAGUUAAAAACACCACCUUGCAAUAAGGUAGCUCAGGAUGGGCAGACCGAGGUGUCCGCCUCCGGUGAAUUUGAUGAGUCUGUCUGGAAUUUCGCAAACACCAUCACCUGGGAUACAUCCAGUCAGUUUCUGAGGCACAAUCCGGCGUCUGGUCUCCUGCAGCGUAGCAGCACGCAAACAGGUGAGAUAUUCCAGACAUGUGGUUAA
This is a messenger RNA of Protopolystoma xenopodis, 912 nucleotides long. Lineage: Eukaryota; Metazoa; Platyhelminthes; Monogenea; Polystomatidea; Polystomatidae. The record is from the annotation of a GenBank genome assembly.